Molecule: messenger RNA, 2341 nt
Organism: Chara braunii
Lineage: Eukaryota; Viridiplantae; Streptophyta; Charophyceae; Charales; Characeae
Source: the annotation of a GenBank genome assembly
GCGAGACGGCCACACCUCAGUCCACUGGGGGCACCACUCUUGGAUCGAAGCCAAGUUCGGGCAGGCCACUGAGGCAGACAGUGAUCGAGGGGGCCGACAGUGUGGUCACGAUGAAUGAGCGUACAAGCCGAUUCCUCGACCGGUUUUUAAUAUGCACCAACCAGCCGUUCAGCUUGGUGGAGGACGUCUUCUUCCUCGAGUUCCUUCAGGCCGUGAGGACGGCCCAUCCCACAUGGAUGCCUUGCCGAAGGGACGAGCAAAGGACAAAGCGCUUGGACGCAGAGUAUGUGCGGGUAGGGGCGGAGGUCCGUGCAAUGAUAGUGAAGUGGAAGAAGACGAGGUGUAUGUUGCAGAUGGACGGCUGGUCGGACCGCCGCAACAAACCACAUUUGAAUGCCAUGGUGUCCUCGCCCGUCGGUACAGUAUUCUGGAAGUCAGUCUGCAUGGAGGGCAAGGAGAAGGAUUCGGCAGCUUAUUUUCGGGUGCUGGACGACGUCAUCAAGGAAAUUGGAGAGGAUGCGGUCGUUGGUGUAGUCAUGGACAACGCAAGGGUGUGCAUGAAGGCAGGGAAGAUGGUGGAGUCCGCCUAUCCGACCAUCUUCAGCGUCGGUUGUACGGCGCAUGCGCUGGACCUUGCGCUGGAGGACAUGUACAAGGAAAUGCCUUGGAUGGCGGCUUUGUUCCACCAUUACUCCCCGAAGACGAAGCUGAAGCGUCCGGCGGCAACCAGAUUUGCAACGAACUUCGAGAUGCUGCAGUCGCUCAAGGAAUUGCGGAAAGCUCUUGACCGCUGUGUGUGCGACAAGGGUUGGGUGGACAAGAUGCCGGUGGUGGAGCUGCUCCGUUUGGUGGAUGGGCAAGGAGCAACCAUCUCGAAGGUUUACUUCAAGAUGGAUCAGGUUGUGCAAAAUUUGUGUGCCCUGGAAUCCUUAUCGGUGGACGAGCACGAGGCGGUGGAGCGCAUCCUCAUGGGUCGCUGGGCAUUUCUGACAAGCGAGCUACAUUGUGCUGCAGCCUUCUUGGACCCUGAGCAUCGGAUGCACAACGCACAGCGCAAUCCGGAGGAAGUGAGCUCCCAGGUUGAUCAAUGGGUCAAUGCUUUGGGAGGGUUCUCGACGGAGCAAGCUCGAGAACAAGCCUGCGACCAGCCGCCAGCUUUGUGGUGGGAGGCAUUCGGCUCGAAGCACGACCUCCUCGCACCACAAGCAAUCAGAUUGCUUGGCCAGGCAAGCUCCUCUGCCGCCUGCGAGCGGAAUUGGAGCUUGCAUGAGCUUAUCUAUGGACGGAGGCGGACGAAGUUGUUGCUAGAGAGGAUGGCGAAACUGGUGUACAUCAGUUGGAAUGUUCGGCUGCUGAGGAGGAAUCAGCGUGGCGAGGGGGAUGAUAUCCACAUCCCAUGGGCGGACGACGUCCCGGUGGACAAGGAGAUGGAGGAGUGGUAUGUGCACUGGUUGGAUCGGGUCCAUGAUGUUGUCGAUCGUGAGGAGGUUGCGGAGGUGGAAUGCGAUGAUGAGGGAGACGAGAUCCCAAUGCGGCGGACUUUCAUGCAGAAUGACGAAGUUGACGACAAGCUGGUCGAGGAGGAGGAGACUCUACUUGUCGGUACAAGGCAACGCGAUUGGCACGAGUGCACGAAGCCUGGGAAGCACCGCGAGCAAGAGUUGCGAAGGAGAUUUGGUUGCCAACUGCCUGUGCCUGGAGAGUUGUACAUAGAGGAGGGUUACGCUCUCGCAAUGGAAGCGCGACAGGCAGGCACUUGGGUGCAGGGGCGGGACGAGGCGCCAACAAAGAGGAUAGGGAAAGAUAAGGGCAAACAGACGGUGAAGCAUGAUGAUGCGCCCGCACGGCGUGGGCAGAGGAAGGCUGUUCAACAAGAACAGCCACGACCGAAGAGCGGUCGUCCAACUAACGCAGAACAGGCGGCACGCAAGGCGAAGAAGGCUGAAGAGAAGGCUAUCACUGCAGCAACUGAAGCAAAAGCUGCUGCUGACAAAGCCUCAACGGCCAAAGCCAAAGCGGCAGCGAAAGCUGCCAAAACAAGCGCACGUGGAGGGAAGGCCAAGAAGUCCGUCGUUGUAAGUGACGACGAUGAUGAGGAUGUCCCCGAAGAAAGUCCGGAAGAGGACGAGCCUGAAGGCUCGUCCACGUCCACGGACUCAAGUUCUUCAUCGGCUUCCUCGUCAUCUCAUACCAGUGGGAUGGAAGGCACAGACGGAGAAGGAAGUGAGGGAGGGGAAGAAGAGGAGGAAGAUCAGGUAGAGGCUGAGUAGAGGGAAGCCGUUCGAUCUAUGAUUUCAUCAGUUUAGGUAACCGAUGCUCCAAGUGCAGAGUUCUGACAAUG